AUACACUCUGUUAAAUAAAGCAUAACCACAAGAAGUAUAUAUGAAAAUUAGUAGAAGUACUAGAACAACUUGUACGUUUAUAUUACUUGUCUGUUUUUUGAUCUCUCAACUGAUGGUCAAUAAUGUUGUUUCUGAGUGUAAAAGAAAUAUGGUGAUUUUCAAUUUUGGGGAUUCGAACUCAGACACAGGUGGUUAUCCAGCUGCCCAUGGGAUUAGAUUUGGAUUUCCAGAUGGUCGUACUUUUUCCCAUCAACCAUCUGACAGAUUGUGUGAUGGACGAUUGAUUCUUGAUUUCCUUUGUGAAAAUCUCAACAUGAAUUAUUUGACUCCAUAUCUGGAAUCUAUACGACCUAAUUUUAAGAACGGGGCAAAUUUUGCAAUAGGAGGUGCAAGUACACUCCCCAAAAAUGUUUUAUUUAGUCUCAGCACUCAAGUUCUUCAAUUUGUAAGGUUUCUUCAGUUACAAUCCACAGGUUUGGAAGACUUGGUUGAGAAAGACGAUUUGAAGAAUGCACUAUACAUGAUAGACAUAGGACAGAAUGAUCUUGCUGGUGCAUUCACUUACCUUUCUCAAGCUCAAGUUAUUGAAAAGAUCCCUUCUUUCAUAUCUGAAAUCCAAGAUGCAAUCCUGGGAAUAUACAAACAUGGAGGGAAGAAUUUUUGGAUUCACAACACAGGACCCUUGGGCUGUUUACCACAGAAGGUUGCCACAAGAAAUGCAAGUAAUUUGAACGAUCUUGAUGAUUAUGGAUGUGUUAAGUCAAUGAACGAAGCAGCGGAAGCAUUUAACAAUCAGCUGCGCGAUCUUUGUAAACAACUGAGGCUCCAAAUGAAGGACGCAACCAUUGUGUACGUGGAUAUGUAUGCCAUCAAGUAUGACCUCAUAGCUAAUUCUAGCACUUAUGAACACCACAUGUCUGAACUUAGGUCCACCUCUAUAUAUGAUCUAGCGAGGAGAUCAUGGGUUCACGUGAAUCCGAUGACGCCACCGGGAUACGGCCCUGGGUGGAGAUGGGAGGAUCAUUGAUGUAUCUUUCAACUUUAUUUGACACUUGGCUCCUUUUAUCACCCUACAAAUUGCAACAGGAGUUAUAGUCCACAAAUUUUUAGGGUGCCAGACAAAAUCAUUUGUUUUGCAAUUCCAACAGCAAAAAAGAUGGGAAAUAAGUAUGAAUAAAGUGUAAAGGAAGAAGGAAUAGUUGUUGAUCAAUACAUGAAGAAGGAAGGAAACAAAAUAAGUGCGGUGCAUGCUUUAAUUUUUGUGUUAAUUUUGAACUUUCACUAUUGCUAUUGCUUCUCAUUAUGCCAUAUAUAUUCAUGCAUGAGAUGGAGAAGUUAGUGGAGGUUUCUCUCUUUCUUUCGAAUCACCUAAAGCAAAUACUUAUGUUUGAUAUAUGCACUUGAUUGGCUUCGAAUCGAGCUUAAAUUGUAUAUAGUAUACAUCUUAAGUUUAACUUGAGUAAUAUAUUAUUUGAAUGGAAAAGGUCAGUAAGUUGACGUCUUAGGUAAAAGUUGUUAAAUUUUAGUGAAUGGUAUAAUGGUCGAUUCCAGUUUCUUUAAUUAGAACUUGUGGAAGGACUGAUAUAUAUUAAAAUAUGAUAUAAGGAUACUGUCAUAUGUAUCAUCCAAAGAAAUGGUAAUGGUGCUUGUGCUCCGGAAGACUUCAAAUCAUACACAUGAGGUAUGGGCGAGAUAUAUUAAAAUCUGAAAUAUCUAAGUGAGUUUUUUCUUAAUUAGUAUGUUCGGUGCAGAAUCCAAAUUGCAUUAGGAUUCUUUAAAAUGAAUGAAGGAGUCUUAAAAAAAUCUCAAAUUCUGCAUAAAGCAUGAAUCAGAAAGUAGACAUCACGCAGAGUUCAACUUACAUUAGGAUUCUUUAAAUUGAAGGAGUCUCAAAUAAAAAAAGAUCUAAAAAUACAGAAAACACGAAUCUGAGUAUACAUACAUAUGGAUAGACCAAGAGAGUCCAAGAACGAAGAAAGUUCAAGAAGCAUGAGAGUCAUUGUGGAUGAAAUUAGAAGUUUGCUUGGUUGUGAAGAUCAAUAUUGUUAUAAAUAUUAAAGGACUUUUAAAACGAUAUGUAUGCACUUAUUCUGAGAGAGAAAAAGAUAGACUACGAGAAAGCAAGCAAGGACAAUAUUUUCACAUAGUUCUGUCUAGCUAUCUAAGUGCUAUCAGUACGAAUAACCAGAUUGAAAAAUCUAUUUCAUAGGAUUAUGUUUUACAGUUCUUAAGUCUAUAGUUCUAAUUAGUGUUAACUCGAGUUGUAUUUUUUCAUACUUUCUUAGAGCCAGUUUGUUAUAAACUGGUAUGGGUGUUUGAUCUUCAAUUGGGAUAACUCAAUACUUGGAAAACACAAACUUUGGGAGGUCUGUGUGUUUUAUAAAUUAGAGCUAGUUACUAGGAUUGCAAGAAUUUUUUAAUCUAAAUUGUAGGUCCGAGUAGGAUUCAACAGUUUGGAGAGAUUGUUGAAUAUUAAGAAUUAGAGUUUAUAAUUCUUAAGGUUAGAAAGUUUGUAAUCUUUUGUUGAGAGACUCAUAGUAUUUAGUAAAGUUGAGGUUAAAUCCGGUAGAGAUAUAAGUCGUAGAUUUUUACACCUUUCGUGAGCCGAGUAUAAUCUACGUAAAACUAUUGUGUUCAUUACUUAUUGGUUUUACUGCUUCCGUUAGAGCACGUUAAGCUAUUUGCUUCACUCAUAGGCAACUCGUAAAUUCACUAAAACACUAGAUCAUGUACAAUAUCAUAAUAAUUUUUAAUAUUUUUAAUUUCUCAACCCGCUCAUUUAGCACCCUAAUAGUAUGUCUUUUAGCCUCAAAGAUUAUUCCUUAUUGAUUGAUUAAAGUUAUGAUAUAUUACUAUAUUUAAUGGGAAGCAUCAACUCACCAAGCAUAAUCUCAAUUAAUGUUGUAUUUUUUAAGUCAUUUGAUUAACUACAAUGUACGUACUUGUUGCACUAUUCCAUUAUGGUAUUUAAAUGCGUUACUGGUGUGAACUAUUUAUAGUGUGCUUUUUCUUGACGUCAUUUUAUUGAUAGAAGCUCUUGCAUUCGUCCAAAUAAAGUAUUUGAUGCAUUAAUACGAAUGCGUUGGUUUUGAUACCUUUGAUUGGCUAAAAACAUGAAUGGAAAGAGAAAAAGAGAUUCCUUCACAAGCACUUUUAAAUAAAGAUACUAAUAAUACUUUAUAGUACAAUAUUGGCAACAAAUUAUUAGGAUGUUUGCUGGUGUAUAUAUAAUCUAUCUUUUUUUCUUUUAUUUCUCACUCGGUGUUUGAUAUUUGCAUUAGAGUUCAACUAAUUUAAAUUUGCACUGAGUAGGACCCCAUUCGAAGAUAGCGCUCCUUACCAAAAAAAAUUUCAUACCAGCGUUCGAACCCAAAACCUCUAAUUAAGGGAGGAGCAGUCACAUUCACUACACCACAUCCUUUGGUGGCGCAUGUAUAGUCUCUUCAAUAUGCUCUAUUUGGUGAUUAUUUCUGCUUUCAUCCAGUAUUUUUAUAUAAUAAAGAAAAAACCCUAAGUGGUACUUGUAAUAAUGAGUGAUGAUUAAGGGAACCCUUGGUAAGCAAAAGAAUUGAAGCUGCACAAAUCUCCAUUUUAGUCCAACGAAUAAGUGAUUUAACUAUGAAAGUGAGAAUCUUAAUUAAGGUGGUUGUUGGGUGAUGGCCCGUUCCUAUUAAGUUGCUGAAAAUUGCACUUAAAUAUAGCUCGAGUAGUUAAUACAAAAUUUAU
Capsicum annuum is the source of this 3726-nucleotide messenger RNA. Its product is annotated as GDSL esterase/lipase LIP-4. Lineage: Eukaryota; Viridiplantae; Streptophyta; Magnoliopsida; Solanales; Solanaceae. Gene Ontology annotation, molecular function: hydrolase activity, acting on ester bonds. The transcript has 5 exons. The record is from RefSeq and is a predicted model, not a curated record. Bases 41 to 1027 code for a protein of 328 amino acids.